UUAAAUUUUAAAAGAUUGGUUCAUCUUUGCCUGUUCCUCUGCCUCAUUGCUCUGUUUCUUCGUCUUCUGGUUCGUCUUCACAUCAUAAUGAAAAAGAAAAUUUGUUCUUCUUCAACGCCCUCGUUCAUGCUCUCAAUAAUCUUCAUUGUGUUCUUCGUCUCCUUCGUACUCAUCACAAUGUUACUCCACAGAGAGCGUCAGCACCAACAGCAUCUUUUCUCUCUCACCACUCAGCUUCAUCAACUCAACUCAAAGCUUUCACUUUUAGAAUCCUCCAUUGAGAAGAUUAACCAUGAAUUGCAGAGUAAGGAGGAUGAUGUUGCUCAAAUGGAGAAUGUGAUUUUGGAGCAAGAAAAUAUUGCACCCAUAAAGAAUACGAUGGAUUCUAUUCAGCCAAAAGGUUCUGAAGAAGGCGAGAUGAGGGGACCAGAUUCUCCAGAUAUUGAGCCUGAGAAGCAGGAUUUUCAAGGUUGGCUUCCUGAGUAUCAAGAUGUCAACUUAAGUCAUUUUCAGUCUUUCAUAUUGGCUGAGUGGAACAACUAUUGGAGGCCAAACUUGGACAAGUGCUUUCAAAUGAUCUUCUUGAAAAUGUCUCAAGUGCUAAGGGAUGCUGGCCUUUGCAUUGAAAUGGUUAAGACUGAGUGGAUGCCAUUCUUGAAGAAUCAAGUGUACACGUUCAAAUCCAAUCUUAAGUCUCACUAUGAUAUUCUAAGUGCUGAAACUGUUGAGGCCUAUAAAGCGUCCAAGAACCUUUUACUAUCAAAUUUUGUCAAGUUGCAAAGAUCAGCCACCCCCUUCAUGCAGGAACUGAUACCAGUUUUGAAGCAUCAUGUGCUGAAUUUCAUAUAUAAUCUCAAGUUUCACUUUGACUUUAUAAGGCUGGUAUAGAUAAAUUUACAUACAAAUAUUUGCCCCCUUUUUUUUGUAUAUAAUUAUUAUAUGGUGGAAAUUUUACCAAUAUUGUCUUGUAAAUCUUGACAGGAGAUGUACAAUUAUGCUAAGCCUUAUAUGAAUCAAAUUGCAACCAUGGCAAAGAUUUACUUUGAUACAACACUUGUGAUCCUUGGAAUUAUAGUCAAGAAAAUCAUUAUACUAUUUCAUGACUUGUGGAAUGGCUGAAAGGCUCUCAUUCUAUGGUGUUUGGAGGGUAUAUAUCUAGCUAGAUUUUGUUAUAAUGCAUAUAACAUGAUACAUUAAAAGAAUCUUGAUUACAUGGAUGAGCCAUUAUAUAUUUUGGUUGCCAAGUGAUGGGUACUUUCUCUCAUUUUAUUAGACAAAGAUUCAUGAAUUGACCCUAUGGUUGAUACACUUGAAUUGAUCAUCCAAAUUUGUGUGAAGCUAAAAUUUUAGGAUCAUUCCUUAA
Arachis ipaensis is the source of this 1363-nucleotide messenger RNA. The record is from RefSeq and is a predicted model, not a curated record. Lineage: Eukaryota; Viridiplantae; Streptophyta; Magnoliopsida; Fabales; Fabaceae.